AUGACGCCCGCAUGCGCUGCCGGCCGCGUCUGCGGGUUCGCCGCCCACCGCCAUGCAUGCCUGCGAAGCAACGCAUGCGCCGAGGCGGAGUUCCGAAAGCGAGCAAGCAAGCAGCAAGCAGCAAGCAGCAAGCAGCAAGCAGCAAGCAGCAAGCAGCAAGCAGCAAGCAGCAAGCAGCAAGCAGCAAGCAGCAAGCAGCAAGCAGCAAGCAGCAAGCAGCAAGCAGCAAGCAAGCAAGCAAGCAAGCAAGCAAGCGGAGAAACGCCCAGAGAUCUGACGGCUGCCUAA
Messenger RNA from Ustilaginoidea virens, 288 nucleotides. RefSeq lists its product as uncharacterized. Bases 1 to 288 code for a protein of 95 amino acids. NCBI's taxonomy places the organism in Eukaryota, Fungi, Ascomycota, Sordariomycetes, Hypocreales, Clavicipitaceae. The record is from RefSeq and is a predicted model, not a curated record. The transcript has a single exon.